This is a messenger RNA of Anopheles aquasalis, 1229 nucleotides long. RefSeq names its product leucine-rich repeat-containing protein 28. The record is from RefSeq and is a predicted model, not a curated record. Gene Ontology annotation, molecular function: protein binding. Gene Ontology annotation, cellular component: cytoplasm. NCBI's taxonomy places the organism in Eukaryota, Metazoa, Arthropoda, Insecta, Diptera, Culicidae.
UGUAAGCCAGUUGAUCAGUUGAUCGCAGUAGGAACGUUCGUUCGCUAAAGUUUGUUUUGCAAAGUCCUUUUGGUUGGUGAUUUUCCCCAUUUUUUGUUGCCGCGAUGGAAAACGGAUUUCGAAGCAUUCUGCACCUUAGCUAUCGUGAUUAUCGCGUCGUGCCCGAGGAGCUACGCGAGUGUUCCGACGCGAUCGAUGAGAUCUAUCUGAAGGAGAACCUUAUACGCUACCUGCCCGAUUGGUUCUGCGUCGAUAUGGCCCACCUGCGGUUCCUGUGUCUGGCCGGGAACGUGAUCGAUACGCUUCCCAGUGCGAUCGGUCGGUUGGAGUGCCUGGAAACGUUGGAUCUGUCGGGCAACUCGCUCCAGCACUUGCCUAGCACGGUGGGAAAGCUAGGGCGUUUGGUAAAGCUUCUGCUGAACGGGAAUCUACUCCUACAGCUACCAGCCGAAUUAGGCCACCUCAAGAAGCUAGAAGUGUUGGAAGCUCGCAAGAAUCGUCUCACCACCAUUCCGAUCCAGCUCGCCCACUGUGCCGCACUGCAGGAUCUGCUGCUCGACGAUAAUCCGGGUUUGGUUUCGAUUCCGACGCGCCUCUUCAACCUGCCAGCCCUCUGCUUCGUCUCGGCCGAACGCUGCAACCUAUACCAGCUACCGUUCACCAUCAACACGACCAGUUUGCUGUUUGUGCGACUGUUCGCCAACAACCAAUGCCUCACGCACUGUCCGCUGCCACUCGAACGCUUUGCUCAGCCCGAUUAUGAUGCGCUCGAGGAGAAAAUGCGUCGCAUAAGGAAUCCUCCCUGCUACCGGCAUGUCCGAUGCCAUCCCGUACCAUAUCUGCUAAAUCUUCCGCUGGAACUCGCAGCACUACACGGUGGUACCACACUCGAAAGCCAACAUCAACAGCCCAGGACUCUGCUCGAUCAAGCGCUGAAUGCCUGCAGCCGAGCAUUUCGCUUCGAGUUUGGAGAGGAUGGUUUGGAGAAGCUUCAAUUGCCACGGCAUCUGGCCGUUCGGUUGCUAAAUGGACCGGUGGCACGAUGCUCUAGUCCACCCUGUGAUCGGCAGCUCUUCACCGAAGCAGUAUUGGUGCUCGUUAAGCGCCGUGAAUAUGCCCGGAACUUUCUGCUCAGUGCGCUGUUCUGUUCACAGCUUUGCGCCGUCCGCUGGUACCGCUACAACUGUGACACCUACGAGGAGCUACUCUGGACACUACCACCACCCUGA